This is a messenger RNA of Manis javanica (Malayan pangolin), 3112 nucleotides long. RefSeq names its product forkhead box I3 (gene FOXI3). Gene Ontology annotation, biological process: regulation of transcription by RNA polymerase II; anatomical structure morphogenesis; cell differentiation. Gene Ontology annotation, molecular function: RNA polymerase II cis-regulatory region sequence-specific DNA binding; DNA-binding transcription factor activity, RNA polymerase II-specific. The record is from RefSeq and is a predicted model, not a curated record. Lineage: Eukaryota; Metazoa; Chordata; Mammalia; Pholidota; Manidae.
AUGGCCCUCUACUGCGGCGACAACUUCGGCGUGUACUCGCAGCCCGGCCUGCCCCCGGCCGCCGCCGCCCCGGGCGCGUCCCCGGCCGCCAGGGCGCCCUACGGGCUGGGCGACUACGGCGCGCCGCCGGCCGCCGCCGCCGCCGCCAACCCCUACCUGUGGCUCAACGGGCCGGGCGUGGGCGGGUCGCCCGCCGCCGCCGCUGCCGCCGCGUACCUGGGCGCCCCGCCGCCGCCGCCGCCGCCCGGGGGCGCGGCCGGGCCCUUCCUGCAGCCGCCGCGCGCCGCAGGCACCUUCGGCUGCGCGCAGCGGCCCUUUGCGCAGCCCGCGCCCGCCGCGCCCGCCUCGCCCGUGGGACCCACCGCGCCCGGCGAGCUCGGCUGGCUGUCCAUGGCCAGCCGCGAGGACCUGAUAAAGAUGGUGCGGCCGCCGUACUCGUACUCGGCGCUCAUCGCCAUGGCCAUCCAGAGCGCGCCCGAGCGCAAGCUCACCCUCAGCCACAUCUACCAGUUCGUGGCCGACAGUUUCCCCUUCUACCAGCGCAGCAAGGCCGGGUGGCAGAACUCCAUCCGCCACAACCUCUCCCUCAACGACUGCUUCAAGAAGGUGCCCCGCGACGAGGACGACCCAGGGAAAGGCAAUUACUGGACCCUGGAUCCAAACUGUGAGAAAAUGUUUGACAACGGGAACUUCCGGCGGAAGCGAAAGCGCCUCUCUGAGGCCAGCGGCACCUCCACAGUGGCCACAGGGACACCAAAAUUGGAAGAGGGGCUCUCAUCAGGAUUGGGGUCUGGAGUGGGUGGGAAGCCAGAAGGGGACAACCCCUCCACUCUGCUGAGGCCUUCCCAGUCCCCAGAGCGUCCCGAGGGCACCAGGAGUGCUGCCUCCUCACCAGGAGGAUCCAUGCUCACCUCCACCCCUUGCCUCAACACCUUCUUCAGCAGCCUCAGCACCUUAAGCGUCAGCAGCAGUGGGAACACGCAGCGAGCUCUCCCUGGCAGCCGCCACCCAGGCAUCCAGGGGGCCCAGCUACCCCCCGGCAGCACAUUCGCCCCUAGCUCCGUUGCUGAGGCCUCGCCAGACACCUUGCAGCUGAGUCACAGCACCAGCAAUGGCAGCAGCCAGAGGUCCUCCUAUUACAGCCCUUUUCCCGCCAGCACCACCGGGAGUCAGAGCAGCCCGUUCAGCAGCUCCUUCUACAACUUCAGCAUGGUCAACAGCCUCAUCUACCCCCGGGAGGGCUCUGAAGUAUAGAGCGCUGCUUCUCUGACUUUGGCGUGCACACCUGAGGUCUUGUUACAAUGCAGAUUCCAAGGCAGUCGGUCUGGGGCAGGAACUGAGGUUCUGCAUUUCUCUGGAGCUGCCCGGUGACCCUGUGGGCCACUGACCACACUUGGGGUAGCAAGGGUUUAGGAGCUAACUUUUACAACCCAGCAGGCUUGUACAGGUUUUUCUGGAUAAGGGCCUGCCUGGAGAGACACCCACCUCACUCUAUUCUGGGAGAGUACCUGUGAGCCCUAUGAGGGCAGGGACCAUGUCUGUUCUGUUCAGGACUGUAGAUCAGGGUUACAAGGUCCAGUGUGUAUAGGGAUCGGCAGAAAACGAGAAUGAAGUCAUCAGGCAGGAAAAAGAGCAAUUGGCAACUGAAGCAGUUGGGCGUGGUUGGGACUGACCAGCUGAAGGCUGCUGUGGGCAGCUUGUUAUUUCCUGUCUGGCAGCAGUCUGAUUUCCUUGAGAAGUCAGAUUUCUGGAUUUUUAUAGGAAGCCUUUAUUUGUGGUCUUUGCCACUGGUUGAAGUUUUCAAAAUACUGUACUAGGAAACACCACAGGUCCCUGAGCUGUAUCCAGCUGGCCAGUCGCCUCUGCUUAUGUUCAGUGUCUCCUACAUGGUAGAUAAUAAUAGCAAUAAAAAAUUGCCCAGGUAAGCCCUGUGGACCAGGUGCUCUUCUAGACACUUGACACACAUUUAAUCCUCACAUCAAUCUUGGGAGGUAAGUAUUAUUACUACCCCUAAUUUUCUAUAUGAGGGCAGUGAAACUCUGAGGUGUUAAGUAACUUGCCCAAGGCUGUGCAGAUAGUAAGUCAUGGAGCCAGGAUCAGGCCUGGCAGUCUGGCUCCAAAGUUGGUGCUUGUAAAAUUGUUCUAAUUCCUGAAAAACAAAAGGUGCUGGCAUCCAUCAGCAGACAUAGCAUAUAGUGGGUAGGGAUGGGCUAGAUCUCACUUGACCAAAGAUUCUGGUUGAAAUAUCACUUGAGAUGGUCCCUAGACGUGCAAGGAUGGACACCACCUCUGCCUCGCUUCUGCUGCCGUAUUCCUGAAGUGUGGGGUGACCACUGUCCCAGUUAAGUUGACAUCUUUUCCCUUUCAGCCUGUGUCCUGGAUUUCUCAUUUUUAAACAGUGUUAGAAUUUUUAUUAAAAUAGUUUUUAAAUGGAAUUUUUAUAGUUUUUUAAACAAAGCAUUUGGUCAGAAAAAUUUUUUAAUAGAAUUUAUUUUUAGCACUCCCUUUUACUUCUCAGGAAAUAUCUUCAUUUGAAUAAUUUUUAUGGUCACCCUCCCAGUGCCCAGAAGAGGGCCUGGUACAUGACGGUCAGAUACUAGGCCACAGUUUGAACUCACCCCAAAAAUGCCAAAUAGUUGUUGAUUUUACUGGAACAGCUUUGCAUUAAGAUGAAGAUAAUGCCUCAUGAGUUGCCUAUGCGCCAUGUUGCUGGGUUUUUGAUAGCGUUGCUGGUUUGGGGUUUUAAUUUUUUAGAGACAGGAACAAAAAGUACAUUGUAAGGCAUUUUUAACCUGCUGUGUAUUCUCUUAAGACUUUCACAGCACCACCCUUACAUUUUUAUUUUGAAAUAUACAUACAGAAAAAAGUAUUUGAGAUAUAAAUAACAUUACCAUUACUUUUUAAAUAUUAUUCAGGAAGACAACCAAAGAAACCACCUGCCCCAUAUAGUAUGUACCAAAAAAACAGUUUCUAUGGGUAUUUUUCUAUGUGAAAAAUCAUAAAAGCUUUUAUAAAUAUUGUUUCUACCACAGUUCUAUAUUUGUAAAUUAAUUUAUAAUGUGAACUGAGACAAAAAAUUGUUUUCUCCCAAGAAAGUGCAUUGCAUGCUGGA